AUGGCUGCUCCCACGCCUCCAAAAGCCGCUGAAGGCAAUCCGGCCUUCAAGUAUAUGGGCCUCCCCAACAUCAAGGCCAAACUGCCUUCGCGAAACUGGCUCAUCUUCUUCGGCAUCACGGGAACCUUUGCCGCGAUCGUAUACCAUGACCGCCGUGAGCAGAAACGGAUCCAAGCACUGUGGUGUUCUCGUGUCUCCCACCUCGCCCUCGAGCCCCUCGGGCCGCUGGAGCUCCCCCGCAAGGUUACGGUCUACUUGAGUGCGCCCCCAGGAAGUGGAACAGAUAUCAGACCCUCACAGGAACACUACCGCGAUUUUGUGAAGCCGAUCUUUACGGCUGCAGCGCUGGACGUUGAUUUUGUGGAGGGCCGCCGGAUGGGUGAACUCCGGCACAAGGUUGCUGAGGGCGUGAGGAAGCAGAGACUGGGUGUCGAUGGUGAAGACAUCAUCGAGGAAACUCGACGGAAAGGUGGGAUCUCCCGAGUUGGCGCGGUUCAGGGCGAGGUCGUAGUGGGACGCCAUGCCUGGAAGGAGUACAUUCGGGGCCUGCAUGAGGGGUGGUUGGGCCCGCUUGAGGCCCCGGAAGAACCCAAGGACGAUGCGCAGCGGGCCGAUGAUAAGCCGCCUGUGGACCAGAAUGAGCAGGUUCUUAAGAUUGAGGAUGUCAUCGCCGAUGCCGAGAAGCAGAAAGCAGAAGAGGACGAGAAGAAGAAGGAAGAGGACAAGAAACCUACAAAGCCCUCUGUCCCCCCAUCCUAUAUUCUCCCUGCCGCCUACUCCUCCGCACAGCUCCCACCUGGUAUUCCUACAACCUUUGAUCCCGUCGGCGUCAUCCCGCACCCGCAUAUUCUCGGCUUCCUCAACACGCCUAUCCGGCUAUACCGCUAUGUCACACGGCGACAACUAGCAGAUCAGUGUGGGCGCGAGGCCGCCGCUAUUGCCCUCGGCGUGUACUCGCGGCCUUUCUACCAUAGCCCCGACCCCAGUGCGACGAUGAGCACUGAAGCCGAUGUAGCAGCAGGUUUGGAGGCAGACAAGGAGUGUGGUGAGAUUGAGGGGGAGCUGAAGGUUGAGGAGGGAGACUGGCCGAAGAAGUACUGGAAGGAGGAAUCGCUGCAGGGAGUGUGGCAGGAUAAUAUCAAGUUGGACGCCAGGGUGGCCGAGAGGAUGAGGAAAUUCUUUUGGCCGCCGAGGUUGGAGAGUGAGGAUGGGAUGAGAGAGGAGGGUAUUGAGACUAAGGAGUAG
This is a messenger RNA of Morchella importuna, 1245 nucleotides long. RefSeq lists its product as uncharacterized. Lineage: Eukaryota; Fungi; Ascomycota; Pezizomycetes; Pezizales; Morchellaceae. The transcript is spliced from 2 exons. The coding region runs from base 1 to 1245 and encodes 414 amino acids. The record is from RefSeq and is a predicted model, not a curated record.